AUGGACGGGCAGCCCCCGGCCGGCCCCGCCGCGCCGCGCUGGAGGCGGCGAGCGACCCCCCGGCCGCAGCCCCUCGCCUGGAGCAAGCCGCGGCCGCAGUCGUACCAGAGCCCCAGCGGACUGCUCGUCACCGACUUCCCCGUGGAGGACAGGUGCGCCGUGCCCGGGACUCGGCCCGCCGGCACCGGCAGCCCCUCCGUGGGAUCGGUGUCCGACGGGACCGUGCGGCCGCCGGGCUCCCCCGCGCUGUCCCGGGAGCUCGCCCUGGCUCCGGACGGCCCCGUCGGUUCGACCGCCGGCGGCACCGUGUCCCCGCCGGGCAGCGGGCAGGGCCGCCGGCCGCCCGCGCUGGCCCCGCAGCGGGAGCGGAUCGCGUUCGGAGCCGGCGCCCGGCCCGCUCCGUGCCCCCGGGCUGCCGAGCCCCCGGAGGUGCCGGGCGGAUCCCCCGGGAGCGGCCGGGCGGGCGCGGAGCCCCCCGCGCUGCUGAGCGCGCCCGGCCCCGCGGCGCGCAGGGCGGGCUCGCAGCAGCUGAUCCCCCGCAGCCUGGCCGAGAGCCGGCCCGCGGGCCACGAGCGGGGCCUCAAGGUGCGCAGCCUGGUGGAGACCCCCCGGCUGCCCCUGGGCAGCGACCCCGAGGACGAGCCCGAGGGCGGGCCGGGCGCGCUGCGGCGCGGGCUGCGCUCCACGUCCUACCGCCGGGCCGUGGUGAGCGGCGUGGACCUGGACGGCUCCGCCAACUGCAAGAAGAAAAACAGAAUGUCCCAACCCAUCCUGAAGGCGGUGGUUGAAGAUAAAGAGAAGUUCUCGAGCCUGGGGAGGAUAAAGAAGAUGCUGAAAGGACAAGGGAUGUUCGAUGGGGAAGAGAAUAAUGUAUUGUAUCAGAACUAUAAGGAAAAAGCUCUGGACAUAGAUUCUGAUGAAGAGUCUGAGCCCCAAGAGCAGAAGUUGGAUGACAAGGUUGUUUUUCACUAUAAGCCCCUGAGGUCGACGUGGAGCCAGCUCUCUGUGGUGAAGAAGAAUGGACUGUCAGAAGCCAUCAGCCAGGAGGAAAGGAAAAGACAGGAGGCAAUAUUUGAGGUGAUAUCUUCUGAGCACUCCUAUUUGCUGAGCCUGGAGAUUCUGAUCCGGAUGUUUAAAAAUUCCAGGGAACUGAGCCUCACAAUGACCAAAACAGAGAGCCACCACCUCUUCUCCAACAUCGCGGAUGUUUAUGAAGCAAGCAAAAAGUUCUUCGAGGAACUCGAGGCAAGGCACCAGAACAACAUUUUCAUCGAUGACAUCAGCGAUGUCGUGGCGAGGCACGCGGGCUCCACCUUCGACCCCUACGUGAAGUACUGCAGCAACGAGGUGUACCAGCAGCGCACCCUGCAGAGACUGCUAGCCACAAAUCCAGCGUUCAAGGAGGUGCUGUCCCGGAUCGAGUCCCACGAGGAUUGCAGGAAUCUGCCCAUGAUCUCCUUCCUCAUCCUCCCCAUGCAGAGAGUCACUCGUCUCCCCUUACUGAUGGAUACUAUUUGCCAGAAAACCCCCAAGGAUUCAGCAAAAUACGAGAACUGCAAGCAGGCUCUGAAAGAAGUCAGCAAGCUCGUGCGUCUGUGCAACGAGGGCGCCCGCAAGAUGGAGAGGACGGAGAUGAUGUACACUAUAAACUCCCAGCUGGAAUUCAAAAUCAAGCCAUUUCCAUUGGUAUCCUCUUCACGGUGGUUGGUGAAGAGGGGUGAAUUAACAGCAUAUGUAGAAGACACUGGACUUUUUUCCAAAAGAACCUCUAAGCAGCAGGUGUACUUCUUCCUCUUCAAUGACGUCCUCAUCAUCACCAAGAAGAAGAGCGAGGAGAGUUACAAUGUCACCGAGUACUCGCUGCGGGAGCAGCUGCUGGUGGUGCCGUGUGAUGGGGAGGAGCCCUGCCCCUCUCCCGGCAAGAACGCGGCCGGGAUGCUGCACUCGGGCAGGAAUUCUGCAUCCCACCUCUUCAGGCUCGUGCUGCUCAGCAACCACGCCGGGGACAGGGUGGAGAUGCUCCUGGGAGCAGAGACUCAGAGCGACAGAGCCCGCUGGGUCACGGCGCUGGGCCAGGACGGCGACGGGCACCCCAGGGACAGGACCACGCUGGCUCAGGUGGAGAUCAUCAGGACCUACACAGCCAAGCAGGCCGAUGAGCUCUCGCUCCAAGUCGCUGAUGUCGUUCUGGUUUAUCAAAAAGUGAAUGAUGGCUGGUACGAGGGGGAGCGGCUGCGGGACGGCCAGCGGGGCUGGUUCCCCUCGGAGUGUGCCAAGGAGAUCACCUGCAGGGCCACCCUGGACAAGAACAUGGAGCGCAUGGGGCGCCUGCUGGGGCUGGAAACCAACGUGUAG
Molecule: messenger RNA, 2355 nt
Organism: Cinclus cinclus
Lineage: Eukaryota; Metazoa; Chordata; Aves; Passeriformes; Cinclidae
Gene: ARHGEF26
Product: Rho guanine nucleotide exchange factor 26
Exons: 14
Coding region: 1-2355 (784 amino acids)
Biological process (GO): activation of GTPase activity
Molecular function (GO): guanyl-nucleotide exchange factor activity; protein binding
Source: RefSeq, a predicted model, not a curated record